GAAGGCUACGCAAUCAGCGCGUGUUAUUAAUGGUUUGGACACACAGUCGCAGUAACAAGUUGUUGGAGCGGAUUUAUACGGGGAGUGGUUCUGUCAGUGUCAUUGUGUGUAAUACUGCGGAUAUGACACAAGAAGUUCAAGUUAGAAUAAAUGCAGUGUGAACGUAACGCUGCAUUUUGCACUUCCUUUACGUUAACGUUGGACGUUUCGUGGAUUUAUGCCUAACAUUUAGGUUUUUACGCAGCGCUUGGACGUGACGUAUUGCAGCAGGCGAGGUCAUCGAGCCCGUUAAGGACAGUGCGCGCUCCCUGAUUUCCCAUACAGCGCCGGCAAGACGUCUAUGUGCGAGCGCGCCCCGAUCGCCGCAUCACGCGCGCGACCCCCAGACUAGCCUGGUAGGUGCCCUGCGACGUCGUUGCCCAACCUUUUCCUUGUGCUCAGCGCCUCGGUUAUUGGUCAGUUCCUACACCUUAUUGCAGCCUAUUGGAUAGUCCCUACGCGCAAGCUCCUCCCUUUAUCUGUCGCGCGCUCAAGGCUAGACGAAGGGUCAGCAGCAGCCGCGCGUGCCCGCUUAUAGUUUUAUUCUACUGGUCCACCGAAAACCCUCCUCCGCCUUCCAACUUGUCCUAUUGGGUCUUUCCCUUGUCGCGCACGUCCGACAAUUCCGCGCGCCGCGGCGGUUAGAGAGGAGCGAGGCGCGCGACGUUUUCCUCCAUUAUUAUCUCUAUUGGCCUUCCCUCCUCUCUUCGGUAACGUUACUGCACGUACCCCUCCCACCCAGAGGUGGGCACCGUGUGUUUAGCAGAAUUCCGCUUACGGGCUCCGGCUUUGCCUUUGAAAUAUGCUCAAGCAGCAGUCAGCGGCGAGUAGCCGCAAACCGGGUACAGCAGCAUCAACGUCAGGAAAUGGAUCUCCCGGGAGCCCUAAUGGUAACCUCCCCCCGGCUGGCAGCAGGACCCAGGACCGCUCCGGAGCCGGCAGGGGCAGAAACAUUGUAAAGGGACUCCAUUCCCCGGUUUUUGAAGGGGUUUAUAAUAAUUCUCGAAUGCUUCAUUUUUUAACUGCAGUUGUGGGUUCCACGUGUGAUAUUAAGGUGAAAAGUGGUCAUGUUUAUGAAGGGAUUUUCAAAACUUUAAGUUCAAAGUUUGAAUUAGCUGUUGAUGCUGUUCAUAAGAAAACUGACCAACUCGUAGGGCCAAAGAGAGAAGAUAUCAUAGACACUAUGAUAUUCAAGCACUCAGAUGUUGCUCUUGUUCAUUUCCGAAAUGUAGAUUUCAACUAUGCUACUAAAGAUAAAUUUACAGAUUCAGCAAUUGCUAUGAAUUCUAAAGUGAACGGAGAGCACAAAGAGAAGGUACUUAUGCGCUGGGAUGGAGGCGAAAGCAACAAUGAAGAUUAUGACUUGGAAUCCGAUAUGUCCAACGGCUGGGAUCCGAAUGAUAUGUUUAAGUUUAAUGAAGAUAAUUAUGGAAUAAAGACAACAUAUGACAGCAGCCUUUCUAAUUACACGGUACCUUUGGAAAAGGACAACUCUGAAGAGUUUAGGCAAAGAGAAGCACGUGCAGCACAGCUUGCCCGUGAGAUUGAGUCUAGUCCUCAGUACCGAGCACGGAUAGCUAUAGAGAAUGACGACUGCAGGACAGAUGAGGAGAAGCACAGUGCUGUUCAGCGAGGAAACCCUGACCGUGACAGCCCUAAUCUAGGGCCUCGGGAUGGAAAGUAUAUUCCACUACCCCAGCGGGUACGAGAAGGGUCCCGCGGAGGCAUCAGAACCAGUUCUUCUAGAGGAGGAAGACCAGGAAUGGGAUCAAUAACCCCCAGGGGAACGUCACAGCAUUAUCCUGAAGCGAGUUCUAAUCAAUCUUCAGAUCAGAGAGGAAUUAAUGGUGGGCCAUCUCGGAUGUCUCCUAAAGCGCAACGUCCGAUUAGGUGUACAAAGACCAUGCCUUCUCCAACUAGCCGUCCUGUGGAAGCAGCUACUUCCCCCUCAGCUGCCUCUCGUGUCUAUCCUCCUCUUUCUCCGAAGUCUGGUUCUUCGGCAAGUUCCAUGGAUUCUCCUCUAGGAUCCUCAUCCCAGGCAUCGACUCCUGAUUCUCGGCCUGUAGUAGAGUCAACCUUAUCUGCCAAACCACCUUCCCCAAAGAAUGCAGCCCCUCCUGUACAGGCAGAAGGUAAAGAAAUGGCAUCUAAUGUACCAAAGGAGCAAAGUAGGACAUUAGAGCCAACAGCGCCAUGUGAUGUAGUCAAGCAACCUGGCAAAGUUCUUCAAACUGACCAAAAGCGAAAUCAGCUAGAGGAGCUUCGCAAGUUUGGAGCUGAAUUCAGACUGCAGGCAAGCCCAGGCACAGAUUCGUCUGCUGAAACCUUUUCACCCAGGGCAAGAGAUGUGUUGGAGGCUAAAGUUUCCCAGCCAGAUACCGCAACCUCCGAUGCUGCAGAACCCCUGGAUCACUUGCAGAAACUCCCUGAGCCAAUAGAAGAGACCAAGGAGGAGCGGGUUUGUGAAAGCAGCGAACAUCAAGAAGCAGCAGCAAUAACUCUAAGCAAAGCGGAGCCUGAGGAGAAAGAGGAGCAGACCGUAUGCGAUCAAGUAAAGAAGUCUACAUUGAAUCCAAAUGCAAAAGAAUUCAAUCCUUCCAAACCCCUGUUGGCUGUGAACAAAGCAACAAGUACACCAACCUCACCCGGGCCCAGAAACCAUUCCUCCACAACCACCAUCCCAAUGCUGACAGCUGGACAGAGUGGGGUGUACAGCCAGUAUAUUUCCUAUAUUCCACAGAUACACAUGAGUCAAGCUGUGCAGGCUCCUCAGAUGUACCCUUACCCUGUCUCAAACAGUGUUCCAGGUCAGCAGAAGUAUCGAGCAAAAGGUUCCCUCCCUCCUCAGCGCUCAGACCAACCUAACUCUGCACCUCAAAUGAUGCAGGCUGCAGCAGCUGCUGGUCCGCCGCUUGUGGCAGCCACACCGUAUUCCUCCUACAUCUCCUACAGUCCCCAGCAGUUUCCAGGGCAGCCAACAAUGAUGCAGCCAAUGGCUCAUUACCCUUCACAGGUCCGGCACAUCUUGUUUUCCUCCAGUGUUUCCUCCUCGGCAAAGCAAGCGGCAUGGAACACUGUUUGUGAUGCUGUCUUUGCAGUUGGAGCAGUGGACCGGACUGCCGCCUGUGUCAAGCACUGUGUCAGUAACUCGGAUCCCACCAGUAGCAGCUUCUGGAAGUAG
Molecule: messenger RNA, 3220 nt
Organism: Bombina bombina (fire-bellied toad)
Lineage: Eukaryota; Metazoa; Chordata; Amphibia; Anura; Bombinatoridae
Gene: ATXN2L
Product: ataxin 2 like
Exons: 20
Coding region: 842-3220 (792 amino acids)
Biological process (GO): cytoplasmic stress granule assembly
Cellular component (GO): cytoplasmic stress granule
Molecular function (GO): RNA binding
Source: RefSeq, a predicted model, not a curated record